Molecule: messenger RNA, 1952 nt
Organism: Nasonia vitripennis (jewel wasp)
Lineage: Eukaryota; Metazoa; Arthropoda; Insecta; Hymenoptera; Pteromalidae
Product: ornithine decarboxylase 2
Exons: 8
Coding region: 333-1667 (444 amino acids)
Cellular component (GO): cytoplasm
Molecular function (GO): ornithine decarboxylase activity
Source: RefSeq, a predicted model, not a curated record
AGAGAGAGAGAGAGAGAGAGAGAGAGAGAGAGAGAGAGAGAGAGAGAGACGCAGAGCGAAACGUGGAAGGAGCCGCGUGUCGCUAUAAAUGCCGAACCUCCGUCGGCCGGCCGUGCAAGUUGUGUCCCGACCGAGCACCGGCUUAUAGUGCUUUUUUCUCUCACUCUCCUGCAGCGCCGAAAACGAGCAUCGCUUCUCUCUAACUCCGACAAACUCGCAGCAGUCGCGAAAAUUCUGAUAAUCAGACCGUUUGGUCGACGUCGACGACGAGUCGAAGGAUAACGAUUUUUUCGUAGCGCAAGAGUAGCAGAGAUACCGACCAGGACAUCGCCAUGACUCUCUCGUUGUUCCCCUACGACUUCGACGAGGUGCGCAUCUUCGACGACAAGCUCGACGAUCUCGAGAUCAUGAGGAAGAUCAUUGCCUUGGAGAAUCUCGAGGAUCCGUUCCACUUGCUGGACGUCGGCGACCUCGUCAGGAAGCACAGGACUUGGGUCGAGAGGAUCCCCAGGGUCGUCCCUCAUUACGCUGUAAAAUGCAACCCGAACCCGACCGUCAUUAAAACUCUCGCCGCUCUCGGCGCCAGCUUCGAUUGCGCUUCAAAGCAAGAGAUAGUGACAGUGAUGGCCUACGGAGUGCCGGCUGACCGGAUCAUUUUCGCCAAUCCCGUGAAGACGCCCACGCAAAUUCGCUACGCCCAGAAGGUCGGCGUUUCCAAAAUGACGGCCGACAGCAUGUGGGAGCUGAGAAAGAUCAGGGAACUCUACCCGGACGCUAAGAUAAUCAUCCGGUUCCGCUGCGACGCCGCCGUCUCGGACUCGUACCUCGGGCAGAAGUUCGGCUGCGACCCGGGCGAGGAAGCUGUCCGGCUGAUCCGCGGCUGCCGCGACCUCGGCCUCGAGCUCCACGGCUUCAGCUUCCACGUGGGCAGCCCCUGCGGCGAGGUGAUGGCCCUGAGCCGGGGCAUCGGCAUCUGCAAGUACCUCAUCGACGUGGCCCGCUCCCUCGGCCACCACAACGUUCAGCUGAUCGACAUCGGCGGCGGCAUCCCCGGCGACAGCGACUUCCUGCUCGACGAGUUCGCAGAGGUGAUCAACGAGGCGGUGCGGGCUAUCGAUCCGACAAUCCGAGUGAUCAGCGAGCCCGGCAGGUACUACGUCACGUCGGCCGUCAAAGCGGUCGCCUAUGUGCACGGCAAGAAGAUCGUCCACGAAGGCAAUCGCAAGAAGUACAUGUACUACGUCACCGACGGCGCCUACGGCUCCUUCCUCGAUGAGCUGAUCCAGCUGAAAGCUCGACUGCCCGACCCCCUCAACAAGAGUCACUCAGUGAACGAGGAGAAGCACUUAUCGACUUUGUGGGGGCCGACCUGCGACUCCUUGGACUGCAUCGCAAAGGACGUGCACUUGCCGGAAUUCCAGGUCGGCGACUGGCUAUACUGGAAAGACAUGGGCGCCUACACGAGCUGCCUUUCCACCAACUUUAAUGGCUUUUCCUGCCCCACCGUCUAUCCGAUGAUGCGAAGGAAGAGUUGGGAUUCCUUCUGCGCCGAGAUCAGGAACAAGGAGAAGAACCAGGUCAUUUUGACGCAAAUCGACGAAAAUGGAAAUCUCAAUUGUGAUAACGACAUCGCUGAACGAAGCGACAACAACUCAAAUUACUCGUGAUGAGCGCACACCGUACGCCGACGUCUUUCUAAGCUUUAUUAUCUAAUGUAUACUGCCUAUUGAUAAGGGCAUUAGCGCGUUUAAGUGCUGCAAAAUGCUGACUUGAAAAAAGGGUAUUACGAAAAAGGACUGUUAUUUAUACGUAUAUAUACGUAUAAACACACACACACAUAUAUAUAUAUAUAUAUAUAUAUAUAUGUGUGUGUGUGUGUGUGUGUAAAUAAGUGUUGUUAAAUGUCAAAUAAAUAUCACAUAUAAUAAAUAGUAUUUUACAUGAUUCAAAAA